Molecule: messenger RNA, 1794 nt
Organism: Metarhizium acridum CQMa 102
Lineage: Eukaryota; Fungi; Ascomycota; Sordariomycetes; Hypocreales; Clavicipitaceae
Source: RefSeq, a predicted model, not a curated record
AUGGCCCAAGUUAUGGCUAUGAGCGCUGCGUACGGCACAGCAAUUCCGACAUUGGCAUUGCCAGUGUUGGAACAGGCCAAAGCGCCAGAAAGUUCCGUUUCUCCUGACCAGCGAACUUUUAGCGGCUUACAAAGUCGACUUCGUCGGGACUCAAGAGAUAAGAGCAAGGACGAUGGCAGCAGCGCUUCAGGAACGUUUGGACUUGGACAAAACCUAUCCACAAUUACCGAGAAUCUACGCCUCAGGAUGGCAUCUACACCAUUACCGAGGUUACAACAUUGUCGCGCACGACUGGAGCUCGUAAAUCCCGGGCGGCUAUUAAUCCUCAAUGCUAGGGAGAGACCGUGGCGAGACGGUGACAAUGGUCUUAACAAGGCCGCUACAUUUGCGACACUGUUUAUAGUGUGCGGCGCAUUUUUCAUCGAUAUUGCUAAUCUGGGUAUGGCCAACAUUGCAUUGCCUACGAUCCAGAAAGCGCUUGGUUUCGACGACGGAACGCUUCAAUGGGUCCUAACUGCAUACGCCCUAACAUUCGGCGGGUUUCUUAUGGCGUGCGGGAGACUCGGUGACAUUUUCGGCCACGGUAAUAUAUUGCUGCUAGGCAUGACGCUCUUCAAUUCAGCGACAUUGCUUUGCGCGCUCAUCGAUAACCGAGUGGGAUUGGUCAUUGGGAGGGCAGUCCAAGGACUCGGUGCUGCCUUCACAAUACCACCCGCUCAGUCUCUGGUGUCGUUGAUGUUCGAAGACCCUUCGUCUCGUGUAAAGGCAUUCGCUGUAUGGGGAGCUUCCGGUUCUACAGGCUUCGUUGUCGGGCCAAUUAUUGGCGGACUUCUCACCUCGCUAGUAUCCUGGAACUGGAUAUUCUGGAUCAGUUUAAUAUGCGAAGGCGCCUUGGAAAUUGCAGCAUUAGCACUUCUAUUCAGUCACGCGCUUCCUGGAGCGCCCCCUCCCAAAGACGCCAAAAAAAGCAAAUGGAUCGGCCUACACAGUCAAGUUGACGCUCUCGGGGCCGCCUUAUCCGUCCCUUCCAUGGCUCUACUGGUCUACGGAUUGACAACGGGCAAUAUCCACGGAUGGAACCAGCCGGACGUGAUUGCCUGUCUUGCCACGGCGGUUGCGCUUGUUGCGUCUUUCAUCGCCGUGGAGGUUUGGGUUGCUUCCAACCCAAUUCUUCCAAAGUACAUAUGGGGGGAUCGCACUCGUGCCGUGGGAUGUCUCUUGGCAGCUCUUACGUAUGCGGUAUGGCAAGGGUGCAAUUACUUGUUGACCCUCCAAUUACAAGGCUUUGGAUUCUCUGCUGUUGAUACAGCGGUCCGAUUCCUGCCUCUUGGCAUCACAGCCAUGGCAGUCAACUUUGUCAUUCCCACCAUCUCGAAACACAUCCGACCACGAGUUUUGUUGGUCAUAAGCUGGCUUGCAGCUAUGGUUGGGCUCGUGUUAUUUACACGCAUGGAAUCCGAGGAUGAUUACUGGCGGUAUUGUCUACCAGGCAUGAUAUUGUACAUUACUGGAAUCUGCACCGUGUACUUUGUCGGCAAUGUCACUGUCGUAGCAAGUGCUCCGUCAGAAACACAAGGCACUGUAUCUGGUGUGUAUAAUAUGUUUUUAAACGUGGGGGGUGCAGUGGUGGGUGUUGCGUUACUCACAGUGAUUAGCAACACAGUCACGGCGAAUGAAGGUGGGAAAACGCAUCCGGGUGCGCUGCUCUCAGGGUAUCGCGCGGGGUACUACGCUUCGAUUGUAAUGACGGGUAUUGGGGUUCUUGCUUCGCUGCUUCUAAAGGACAAGCAAUGA